Messenger RNA from Cooperia oncophora, 336 nucleotides. NCBI's taxonomy places the organism in Eukaryota, Metazoa, Nematoda, Chromadorea, Rhabditida, Trichostrongylidae. The record is from the annotation of a GenBank genome assembly.
AUGUCCGUGGAGAAUGAUGUGACGUCAAACGGUUCAAUGACAUGGUUCCGUCGGAAGCUGGCCACUAAGCCGAAGAGCUUACAUUCGAUGCCAAACCCCUGCUCAACUGAAGAAAGAACGUCGUACGACGACGUUCAGCCGGCCAAGAAACAACCACUCAUGCAGAAAGUCUCGGGCAGUGAUGACGACGAUUCUAAUGAAGAAGAUGAGGAAGGUGAUGAAUUCGAAGAAGUAGAAAAAGAUGAGGAUGUGAUUCAAACGAUGCCAAUAAGGAGUGACGAAAACGCAAAUCCGGUACAUGAAAUGUCACAACUAACGUAUGCUAGCUAUAAUUAA